Magnusiomyces paraingens is the source of this 999-nucleotide messenger RNA. RefSeq lists its product as uncharacterized. Gene Ontology annotation, biological process: malate metabolic process; tricarboxylic acid cycle. Gene Ontology annotation, molecular function: L-malate dehydrogenase (NAD+) activity. Gene Ontology annotation, cellular component: cytoplasm. The transcript is spliced from 3 exons. The record is from RefSeq and is a predicted model, not a curated record. Bases 1 to 999 code for a protein of 332 amino acids. Lineage: Eukaryota; Fungi; Ascomycota; Dipodascomycetes; Dipodascales; Dipodascaceae.
AUGGUUAAAGCUGUUGUUGCUGGUGCUGCUGGUGGUAUUGGCCAGCCCCUCUCUCUUCUCCUCAAACUCUCCCCCUACGUCACUGACCUCGCUCUCUACGAUGUCGUCAACUCUCCCGGUGUCGCCGCUGACCUUUCCCACAUCUCUACCGAAGGUGAAGUCAAGGGUUACCUCCCAGCCGAUGGUGGCCUCGAAAAGGCUCUCACUGGUGCUGACAUUGUCGUCAUCCCCGCAGGUAUCCCCCGUAAGCCUGGUAUGACCCGUGACGAUCUCUUUAAGAUCAAUGCUGGCAUUGUCCGUGACCUCAUUGAAGGUGUCGCAAAAUACUCCCCCAAGGCCUUUGUCCUCAUCAUUUCAAACCCUGUCAACUCUACCGUCCCCAUUGCCGCUGAAGUCCUUAAGAAGGCUGGUGUCUUUGACCCAAAGAAACUCUUUGGUGUUACCACCCUCGAUGUUGUUCGUGCCCAAACUUUUGUCUCCACCGUUGUUGGUGACAAGAACCCCGCCAAGUACAAUGUCCCAGUCAUUGGUGGCCACUCUGGUGAAACCAUUGUCCCCCUCAUCUCCCUCUCAGAACCCAAGGCUGAUGUCCCUGAAGAUAAGCUCGCUGAGCUCGUCAAGCGUAUCCAGUUUGGCGGUGACGAGGUUGUCCAGGCUAAGAAUGGCGCUGGUUCCGCCACCCUCUCAAUGGCCUACGCUGGUUUCCGUUUCGCUGAAGCUGUCCUCAAGGGUGCUGCUGGUGAGAAGAAUAUCAUUGAGCCUUCCUUUGUCUUCCUUGAGGGCAUUGAGGGUGCUGAGGAGAUUAAGAAGGCUGUUGGUGUUGACUUUUUCUCUGUUCCUGUUGAACUUGGUCCCGGCGGUGCCACCAAGCUCUUCAACCCUCUGGAGAAGAUCACUUCUUACGAAAAGGGUCUUGUCGAUGUCGCCAUUGAGGGUCUUUCUGGCAACAUCACCAAGGGCGUGGAGUUCAUCACCAAGGCCUCCGAGUCCAAAAUUUGA